AUGUCACGGAUUUUCAACAAUUCAAGCUGUGUAUGCGUCUGGAUCGGUCCCGAGAAGGAUGAUAGUCGCCGCGCAAUCGAUUUUAUCAAGUCAAGACUGGUGCACGAUGACGCCGACCAAUUACUCGAAAAUUUCGAGUACCGACACGAAUGGUUGGCGUUAUCAAAGCUCAUGCGCAGACCCUGGUUUAGUCGGCGAUGGAUCAUUCAAGAAAUUGCGUUGGCAAGAACGGCCACCUUACAUUGUGGUUCCGAUUGGUUACCAUGGGAGAUUUUUUCAGAGGCCGUGAUGUUGUUUACCUGGGGCCAAUCCAAAGUCUAUAGCACGCUUCGCACAGCUGGGGAUUGUAGUCCGAGUUCACUGGGGGACUUGCGAGAGUCUGCCGCUGCGCGUUUGAUUCAAGCUCAGGACAAUAUUUUCCGGAAGUCCAAAGAUGGACAAUUACUUGAGAAGCUCAUGUCACUUGAAGAUUUAUUAUGCAGAUUCUCGGCAUCAGAGGCACUGAAUCCACGGGACUCUAUCUAUGCGUUGCUAUCAAUUGCACGGGAUGCGAAGGCAGGAUUUUCAACCUCUGGUACAACUCGAGAAGGCACCCCUGACGUACUACAAGAGCAUAACAGCACGACCAUGUUUCUGGAGUCUCCACAGGAUCUUGUGGGAAUGGAAUUUGACCACUUUGCUUUUCUGGGGUUGCGAAUGCGUGAAGAUGUCAACCCAAACAGUGAAUAUGAUGUCCCGGCUGUGAUACCUCGAAAACGGGCAGCGUCGAAUUCUGAGACAUAUGUCCAGGCGCGGCAGGUUAGACGCAUAGAUUUUCCUGAGCUGCCAUAUCCGCACUUUUCCUCAGCACCAAGCAAUAACGGUGCUACGGAGGAUAGAAAUCAUGUUGAGACACCUACUAUUCGUAUUUCAUCUGUGUUGGUUGGACAUCCUGAAACCAAUCAGGUUUCCCCAACUGCGAUGAGUGGGAAUGAAUCCUUCCCCAAGGUUGGGGAGUUUAAUGGUGCUUUGCCGACGCCUGAUUCGACAACCCCAGCACCAGCUCCGGGCAAAGAUGAUGGCUCGGCGUCAGUAGCGUCUAGAGGCUCGAGACACCAGGCCAACGGAUCAAUCCAUACAACGGAUCGAUCUGUUGACGAACAAAGUACAUCUAUGCUUCAAGUACCACGUCGCGGGCGAGGCGAUUCCUCCGCGUCCAUCAUCAGUAACCUCACCGAGAACUAUUACAUGCACACAGCAGGUAUUCGCCAGAAGCAAACACGUGAAUACGCCAUCCCAGUUGACUACAGCAAACCCGUGCCAGAGGUUUGCAAGGAUGUGAUGAGGUAUGCGUUCAGCAAGACGGAAUCGCUGAAUAUGAUAUGUCGACCAUGGGCUCCUCGAAUAGCUCAAAGGAGUAUGACAUUGCCAACAUGGAUUCAACCCGUAACGAAGAGCGCUUUUGGACCUGCAUACAAUGGCACAUAUACACGCAUCAAUGCUGACCCAUUAGUUGGUAAGCCAGGACCGGGACAAUGUUUCUACAACGCGACACCGAACGUGUCCGGGCGGUGGAAAAUCGAUGAAGAUGGAAAGAAUAUUUUGACUGUGCAUGGGUUUAUACUAGAUGAAAUCGAUCGCAAAGCGCCUCCUGCUAAUGGAGGUGUCAUACCUGUAGAAUGGAAUGAGCUCGCUGAUUGGGAUGAUACGAGUACGUCGCCGCCUCCCGAAACGUUCUGGAGGACGUUAGUAGGGAAUCGGGAUGACGUGGGACAGCAACCACUGAAACUCUGGAGACGAGCAUGCCAGAUUGCAUUUAGCAUGAAGCCUAGAGAUGGGCCGUUGAAUGUCGAGAAGGCGCUCGAGGAAGCUUCAUCUUUUGUACGGGAAUAUCUCGAAAAGGUGCUACGGACGACGUGUUCACGACGAUUCUCAAUCGGGACGACGGGUGUACCGGCCUUGGUGCCCGCAAAGUCGAAAAAGGGGGAUAAAUUGUGUAUCAUCAAUGGGUGUUCUGUGCCGGUUGUGUUGCGUCAAAAGACGGUUUCCACAUUUCCUACAACUACACAGACAAACGGAGACAUAGCUGGCAAGUGUUCAAGGCCAGAAUGCCAGGCUGCAGGACAAUGCAAAUGCAAGACUCCGUCUGGAUCGUCGAGUAGUGAAGAAAAGAUUUUUGAGAUGAUUGGGGAGUGCUAUAUUCAUGGCAUGAUGGACGGGGAGGCGUUGCUAUACCAACAAAAGAAGGAUAUUAAGACGCGGACUUUUCGGAUUAGAUAA
This is a messenger RNA of Talaromyces marneffei, 2259 nucleotides long. RefSeq lists its product as uncharacterized. The record is from RefSeq and is a predicted model, not a curated record. Lineage: Eukaryota; Fungi; Ascomycota; Eurotiomycetes; Eurotiales; Trichocomaceae. The coding region runs from base 1 to 2259 and encodes 752 amino acids. The transcript has a single exon.